This is a messenger RNA of Penicillium cosmopolitanum, 2901 nucleotides long. RefSeq names its product alpha-glucosidase. The record is from RefSeq and is a predicted model, not a curated record. Bases 1 to 2901 code for a protein of 966 amino acids. Gene Ontology annotation, molecular function: starch binding; hydrolase activity, hydrolyzing O-glycosyl compounds. Gene Ontology annotation, biological process: carbohydrate metabolic process. NCBI's taxonomy places the organism in Eukaryota, Fungi, Ascomycota, Eurotiomycetes, Eurotiales, Aspergillaceae. The transcript is spliced from 5 exons.
AUGAGGAAGUGCUUGGCAGCAGUUUUGGGUCUCGUCCUUUGUGCUGAUGUUGCCGUAUUGGCGGUUAGCAAUGGCACGGCAGCAUGUCCAGGAUACCAAGCGAGCAAUGUGAAGACAAAGCACGGCACAGUUGUCAGUGCCGAUCUCACGCUUGCCGGGACAGCCUGUAAUGUUUACGGCACGGAUUUGAACGAUCUGAAACUGGAAAUUGAUUACCAGACGGAGUCCCGAGUCCAUGUCAAGAUUUACGAUGCGGCCGAACAAGUCUACCAGGUGCCCGAAUCCGUUCUUCCUCGUCCUAAGAACACAAAUAUCGAUCCGUCGACGUCGGACUUGAAUGUCUCCAUUGAGCAUAACCCGUUCUCAUUUACAUUGACCCGGCGAUCCACUGGCGAGGUUCUUUUUGACACAUCCGGUCAUGCCUUGAUCUUUGAGUCGCAGUAUCUCCGGCUGCGCACAAGCCUGCCGGACUCACCCAAUCUCUACGGCCUGGGAGAGAGCACCGAUGCCUUCCGGCUGCAGACGAACGACUAUAUGCGCACACUUUGGUCUCGCGAUGCCUAUCUCACUCCUCAAUACACCAAUUUGUAUGGCAAUCAUCCUGUCUACUUUGACCAUCGCCACCAGGGCACGCAUGGUGUGUUUCUGUUAAACAGCAAUGGAAUGGAUAUCAAGGUUGACCAAGAUGCUGACGGUCAAUACCUCGAAUACAACACCCUGGGCGGGGUUCUCGACUUCUACUUCCUGGCGGGUCCGACUCCGAGAGAUGUGGCGGUCCAGUAUUCCGAGACGGUUGGCAAGGCCGCCAUGAUGCCAUACUGGGGACUUGGCUUCCAUAACUGCAGAUAUGGCUACCAAGACAUCUUCGAGGUAGCUGAGGUCAUUGCUAACUAUAGUGCAGCUAAUAUCCCGCUCGAGACGCAGUGGACAGAUAUUGACUACAUGGACCUAAGGAAGGUGUUUACUUUGGACCCUCUCCGCUAUCCCCUACACCUCGUUCGCGAGGUCGUUUCAUACCUGCACAGUCAUAACCAGCACUACAUCGUUAUGGUCGACCCGGCCGUGGCUUAUGCCGACUACCCCCCGUUUGAAAAAGGCGUCCAGGACGGCGUUUUCUUGACUGAUGCAAACGGGUCAGUCUACCAAGGCGUCGUCUGGCCUGGUGUUACUGCUUUUCCCGACUGGUUUGCUCUGAAGACGCAAGAAUACUGGAACGACCAGUUCUCUUCAUUCUUUGACCCAGACAACGGCGUGGACAUUGAUGCGCUAUGGAUCGACAUGAAUGAGGCUUCAAACUUCUGUGAAUGGCCAUGUUCAAAUCCAGAGGCAUUUGCGCAAAAGAAUGAUGACCCUCCUAAUCCCCCCCGCUGUUCGUCUAUCGGCGCCACGCCCGAUUUCGGGCUUUGGACCAAAUUUCCAACCAACAUCUCCCCCACUUUAGGAGAAGGCCAAAUCCACAAUUCUGUUGCGAUGAGCGCAGACAACUACCCAGAGUGGCAGGUCACGGUACAAAUGCCUCAUGAUGAAACAUUCACAUAUGAGUAUGUCCGCAGGGAGUCAGACGGUAACUGGAUCUAUGAAAGCAAAAAUCGUACAAUUACCACAGGUGAUUGCAACACUGGUGUGCAGAUGGUCUUUGACAACAUUACUACAAGCUCCGGUCCACAGAAGAGGUCUCCUGUUUCUCAAUCAACGCCUAGCGUACGCUCUCCAGUGAUUAGCAAUGACCUUCAGAAGCGAGACAACCCCAUGCUUGGCCUGCCUGGAAGGGACCUGAUCGAUCCUCCUUACCACAUCAACAACACCGCCGGGUCGAUCAGCAACUUGACGAUCCGGACAGAUCUCACUCAUUCUAACGGUCUCAAGCUGUACGACACGCACAAUUUCUACGGCAGCAUGAUGAGUGCUGCUAGCCGCAACGCAAUGCUCAACCGCAGGCCAUCCAUGCGGCCGCUGGUUAUCACACGAUCCACCUUCGCCGGCGCUGGCAGCAAAGUAGGGCACUGGCUAGGAGACAACAACGCCGACUGGGACCACUACCGCUGGACGAUUGCCGAGCUGCAAGAAUUCGUCGCCCUUUACCAGAUCCCCAUGGUGGGCAGUGACGUCUGCGGCUAUGGUGGUGUGACAACGGAUAAACUCUGCUCUCGCUGGAUCUUCCUCGGUGCCUUCUCGCCCUUUUUCCGCGACCAUCAGUCGCUUGGUACCCCGCCGCAUGAGUUCUACCGGACUCCUAUGACUGCUGCCGCCGCCAGAGCGGCCAUUGACAUUCGGUACCGCCUGCUCGACUACGCCUACACUGCCAUGUGGACGCAAGCACAGACAGGUGCGCCGAUGAUUAAUCCCAUGUUCUUCGAAUACCCCCAAGACAGCAACACGGUGGACCUCCCUUACCAGUUCUUUUGGGGAUCAAGCAUCAUGGUGGCGCCUGUCACAGAGGAGAAUUCUACUACAGUAUCUGUCUACAUGCCCAACGACCUCUUCUACGACUUCUAUACCGGCGUUCCAGUCCGUGGGAAUGGCGACACUGUCACACUGAAUGAUAUCGGGUAUGACACUCUGCCUUUGUACUACAAAGGCGGCCAUAUCAUCCCUCAGCGAGUCGUUUCUGCCAAUACGACGGCCCAACUGCGACAGCAAGAUUUUGAAAUCGUGAUUGCUCCCGACACAACGGGCCAGGCAUCAGGCACGCUGUAUCUCGACGACGGCGACAGCAUUGAGCAGCCGCGUAUUUCGGUGGUCAACUUCGAUUACCGCGGUGGGGAAUUUUCGAUGACUGGCAAGUUUCGCUAUGAUGUGGGCAGCGUGGUGAUCAGCCAAAUUACGGUUCUAGGUGAACACGUAAAGAAACAUCCUGUUAAUAUUAAAUUGACGGGGGAGCAUCAUCUACAGUUGAACUAA